GCUGCUCUGUUUUCUGCUGCUGGCCUUGGCGGAUUUUCUCAAAACGCAUCUCCGACUCAAAUGAUUGCUCCCACGCAGCUUCUUCCUCCAACAAAUGCGACUAUUACUCCUACCAGUAUGUAUACAGCGACUUCUAGUUCGUCUCAUCAACCAGUAACAUCUAUGUCCAAGUCCCGUGUGCUUUACCAAUCGGCUGCUGUUGGAGAGACUCCUCAAUUAUCUAACACGUCUUCAUCAACAAGUAUUUCAAGACAACCUACAAUUUCUUCCGUAUCAUCAGUUGGGUCGUAUGGUGGUGCUUACCCUGUUCGCUUUUCAGCACCCGCACAUAGUCAGCAUAACUUAGCGGCUUCCUCACAAGUUCAAGGUUGCCCUUCAAAUGUUCUCCAAAACUCUACUUCAUCGUCGCAACUGACUGGAAAUAUGGAUUGUUACAAUCGCGUUUCACAAUCACAGUCUAUCGCUCAUCAGCCUGCUCAGUCAGUAUCAGCUGUCGAUGCUCAAUCAUCUCUUCUUGAUCGUAUUUUACAUCAUUCUUCAUCUCCAGCGCAACUGCAGCAAGCUAUACAGGCCCAGCUUUUGGCCCACUCUGGACAGCCACCGCAGUUUCACCAACUCAUUGAUAGCAUUCUCCGCAACGUAUACACUGUUCAGCUUUCAAAUCAAGCUUCGACCGCUCUCAGUGCCUCGAAUGCCCCUAGUUCGGUUGCUAGUACGAGCAUAGGAAAGCAGAGUCCUGCUGUAAAUACAACCUCCAAAAAUGUUUUUCUUCACUAUCUUGGACAGAUAGAUGCUCCAGUAACCACUGCAUCUCAAUUUGCCGGCUCUGGAAAUGUGGUCUGUCAACCUUCAACUCCGAUCCUCCUAGGCUGCAGCUCUGGUAUACCCAAACUUACCGCAGCAACAGUAGUUGCAGCUGGAGCAGCAUUCGCCUCUCAGCGAAACACUUCGUCGACUUCAUCUGCCCAUCGUCAUCAGGCCGCUCACCAAUCUCAUCCGCAUCACCAGCAUCAUACACAGCAACCACACCAUCAGCAUCAUAUUCAAGCCAAUCACCAGCAGCAGACUGUUUCAUCCGUUGGACGAACUUGCCUUCCAGCAGGUUCAUCUGCAAACAUUCCUUCGACUUAUUCCAUGCUCAGCCACGCCACGGGCGCAUCUUUGACGUCAGCUUCUCUGACUUCUGCUGCUGCUACAACCUCGGUGAUCACCACAACUCCUACCACUGGAAUCGCCGCUCGGACGCGCAGUUCACAGGCACGGUCAGGUGGGGCUUCUCUAGCUUCCGAACGUAAUGGUAUCUCUUCGGCUGGAGCUGGCGGAUCCAGUGGAGCGCUAUUUCAAGUGCCCCUGCUUUCCAAAUUGCCAGUACUUGAUCCGAAGUCCAUUGAUACGGAAGCCUUCCUCCAUUGGGCCAUCAAUAAUAUUUUGUAG
Messenger RNA from Protopolystoma xenopodis, 1434 nucleotides. The record is from the annotation of a GenBank genome assembly. Lineage: Eukaryota; Metazoa; Platyhelminthes; Monogenea; Polystomatidea; Polystomatidae.